Molecule: messenger RNA, 561 nt
Organism: Neurospora tetraspora
Lineage: Eukaryota; Fungi; Ascomycota; Sordariomycetes; Sordariales; Sordariaceae
Exons: 4
Coding region: 1-561 (186 amino acids)
Biological process (GO): actin filament depolymerization; actin filament severing
Cellular component (GO): actin cytoskeleton; actin cortical patch; cytoplasm
Molecular function (GO): actin filament binding
Source: RefSeq, a predicted model, not a curated record
AUGGUGGCAUUCGGCGGUGCCCUGGCCUCUCUCUGCCUGGCUGCUGGCUGCUGGCUGACGGUGGGAAACCCCUCGCUCCUUUCGCGUCAGGCUCCCAACCUCAAGUUCAGAGUUAACGUCGACCCCGAGUGCCGGAGGACUUUCGACAGGCUGAUGGCCCGUCAGCUCAGGUACAUCAUCUACAAGCUUUCUGACGACUUCAAGGAGAUCGUCAUCGAGAGCACCAGCGAGGGCGCCACCGAGAACUACGACGAGUUCCGCGAGAAGCUCGUCAACGCCCAGACUAAGAGCGCUACUGGCGCCGUUGGCAAGGGUCCCCGAUAUGCCGUCUACGAUUUCGAGUACAAGCUUGCUUCUGGCGAGGGUUCCCGCAACAAGGUCACCUUUAUCGCCUGGUCCCCUGAUGAUGCUAGCAUCAAGUCCAAGAUGGUCUACGCCUCUUCCAAGGAGGCCCUCAAGCGCACCCUCAACGGUAUCGCUGUCGAGCUCCAGGCCAACGAGCAGGACGCCAUCGAGUACGAAGAGAUUAUCAAGACCGUGAGCAAGGGUGCUGCCGCUUAG